Molecule: messenger RNA, 1321 nt
Organism: Salvia hispanica
Lineage: Eukaryota; Viridiplantae; Streptophyta; Magnoliopsida; Lamiales; Lamiaceae
Product: alpha-1,3-arabinosyltransferase XAT3-like
Molecular function (GO): glycosyltransferase activity
Source: RefSeq, a predicted model, not a curated record
UCUCAUCAAUUCAGUUAUUUAAAAAUGUCAAUAUAUAUUGUAUUAUCAUUUUUAAUAUACUGAUUAAUGAGUUAUCACAAUUAUCACAUUAAGCUAGUUAUCAUUCUAACACGGAUGACAGAAUACGGAGACCAUAGCAGAAUGAAGAACUACUCCAACGAUAGAUCCGACAUGUAUGAAUUCACGGGCGACGUACGGCUGCAGGGAAGUCGAACCACCAUUUUCAUAGGAUCACCGAUCGACAACAACAUUCCCCACGAAAUAAAACCAUACGCGAGGAAAUACGACCGCUCGAGCUUGGUAGCCAUCUCUUCUAUCCAAAUAAAGGCAGCACCCCCCGAAAAACUCCCGGUUUGUAGGAAAACCCUGGACGUCCCGGGCAUCCUCUUCUCCACAGGAGGAUACACGCAUAACUACUUCCACAGCAUCACCGAUGUGAUGGUCCCGCUCUUCGCCACCUCCCAACGCUUCAACCGCAACGUCAUCUUCCUCGUCACCAACCACAAUGCUUCUCGCUUCACCACCGAGCACAGAAAAACCCUAGAGAGUCUAUCCAGACACGAGGUGGUUGAUAUCGAUAUAGAGAAUCGAACUCUUUGCUUCACAAAUAUGAUUGUGGGACUCAAAGCUCACCCAUUCGAUCUAUCCAUUGAUCCAUCCCCGUUUUCGAGCCUCUCCACUCGAAACCUCACAAGGCUUCUACGCAGCAUAUACUCCUUGAAGAGAGACUCGGUGGGCGAUCACAAUCGGCCUCGGUUGCUCGUCGUUUCAAGAAAAAGAAAACGUAGGUUGGCCAAUGAGGUCCAGCUGGUUGAGCUCGCACGGGAGCUGGGAUUCGACUAUGUCUUACAGGAUUUGGGAGACCAUCUCGAGUCCGCCGCCAAAAUCGUCAACUCCAUCGACGUCCUGGUGGGAGUCCACGGAGCUGGUCUCACAAACAUGGUUUUUCUGCCUGAAAAUGCCAUUGUGAUCCAAAUUAUACCGUUAGGGAUGACAGAUAACGCGAGGGGAAUGUUUGGGGCGAAUCCGGAGGAGAUGAAGUUGAAGUAUUUGGAUUAUAUAAUCACCCCGAAUGAGAGCUCCCUUUUAGGGAAAUUUCCCAACAACAGUCUAAUAUACACAAACUCUACACAAUAUUGUGAGAAUAUAGGACCUCAAGAUUGUUACAAUAUCUUUUAUCAACUACAGGAUGUCAAACUUGAUUUAGCUAGAUUUAAGGAUACACUAUUGAAAGCCUUGGACAUCAUGGCUGCUUAAUUCAUUUAUUCCACGAGGCUCUGCGUGUUGUAAUAAGACUUAGUAUUUAAUAUUUAGUACAAUA